This is a messenger RNA of Diversispora eburnea, 225 nucleotides long. NCBI's taxonomy places the organism in Eukaryota, Fungi, Glomeromycota, Glomeromycetes, Diversisporales, Diversisporaceae. The record is from the annotation of a GenBank genome assembly.
AUGGCUGAUCAACCCCGAGAAUGCGUUUUACAACUAGAAGAUUAUAUGGAAUGUUUACAUCAUAAAAAAGAGAAAGCGCGUGCACAAGCAAUUAAGAAUGAAGAAUUAAAACAAAGAAAACAAAGAAAAGAAGCUGCCGAGGUAGCACGUAAAAUCACGGAGUCAAAUGCAAAAAGCGAUGUAAUGAGAAUAGGAAUUUUGAUGCAAACGAUCAAAUAUUUAUAA